GCUGUGUUCCCUAAUCGAUUAAAUACUUGUUAUUAAUCAAUUAAUAGUCGAUUUUUUCCUUAUAUCACACCCAGUCUUCGUCUUCUUCGCCAUUCCCUCUUUUCGAAUCACAGAAACCCUAGCCUCUUCCCCUCUCAAUUUUUUCUCAAUCUUCAUCAUAAUAUUCUCAAAUUUCUUCCAUUUUUUUUCAAAUUUCAUCAAUUUCAAAAAGGAAGAAUGCCAAGGUGUAAGAACGCUUCCUCGGGUCAAGAAACGGCGGCAGAGGAGAAUGAGAGGCCAUGGCGUCGUGAAGGGAGCAAGUACAUUCACAUUCAAACGGGUCUCGCCUUCAACACUAGGGCUUCAGUUGAGAGGUUCCACAACAUCUUCCUCACGAAGGAGAUCGUCUCUCCCAAGAUCGUGAACAAGGACCUCUUCAAAUCGGCGACCUAUGCCCCGAGUAAGUCUAUAUUCCUUCAGCAAGGAUUGCUUCGUUUCAUUCAUUUUACGUAUGAAUUUUUCUGUCCAAAUCUUAUACGUCAAUUUUAUGCAAAUCUUCGUACCACUAAGGGAGGUUCGCCAUCUCUCAUUUCCUAUGUUGACGGCAAAACCGUUUUCAUUGACGAUGCCGGUUUGACUUCUUUGUUUGGCCUUCGUCGCGGUGAAAUUACCGAAAACUUGGAUGAAACAUUCCAAGAUGAGGCAAUAUGGCGACAACUCGGGUUAGAUCAUCGUGAUCUCAAGUUUAGAAACUCUAGCAACCCGAGUGUCGUUAAUCUCACUUUAAUUCAACGCGUCCAACAAUACAUUUUCUCAUAUGUUUUGUUGCCCCGUGAUUCGAACCAUGGCGUCGUCAACAAGGAUGAUAUUCGUUUGUUUCACGUCCUGUUGAACGAUGUCAAAUUUGAUUGGGUUCACUUCUUUAUCGUUGCACUUAGCGAUGGCACUCGCUUUUCCCAUCUCCGUUUUGCCAUCCCCAUUGUGCAUAUCCUUGCUCAUUGCAAAGUAGACCUUACUCGGGACACUCAGGUGCCGGUUAAGAAGACGUGUUUCAUCACUGAAGCCAAGUUUUCCCGGAUCAUGUAUCGAGAGGAGGGCAAUGUUGCACCGAAUCUGGACUUGAUCGUCGCCGAAGAAGAAGAAGAAAGCCAAAACGAGAAUCAAGCUGAGUCAUCUCAAGCCGGAGAUGGUGCAUCUUUCAAUUCACUGGGGUCUUUAAGUGUGGUAGAGAAGUCUUUAGCCACAAAAGCCAUUUCUACAUCAGAAACCCAUCGAUGUGAGCCUUGUUCUCCGGCGAGAAAAAAACCAGAGGGGUGGGAGAAUUGCACCAAUUUGCUUCGUGCGGUUGGAGGAAGUCUACAAUCGACGAUUCCAGUAGACGUCUGCUGCUUCGUGCGGCUCGAAGGAUUGGUUGGAGCAAGAGAAGAUCCGCAACAGCACAAGCGCACGCACGAGAAGUACGCUGCCAGAGCUCUUAAUUUAAUUUCUCCUUGGAGUAGGUAAAUCGAAUCUAGGCAUUAGAUUUACUCAGUCAGAAAAUAGAGAACCUCUUGCCGGAAAGUUGCUGCCUAGCGAUGGAAUGGAGCAGCCGUCGAGGAGUGGAGGCCAUGAAGCCUGGAAGGUCUUGCGGAAGAACUGGUGGCUUGUCAAAAUCUCUAGGUUUCUACACAGAUUUUGUACUCGAAAUGGAUUUUUUUUGAAAUAUGGAUUUUUAUUUAUGAUAAGACAUACAAAUUUUCUCACUCUUGUUUUAAAAUUUUGACUACAAAUAAUAGAAAAAUACAUUG
Molecule: messenger RNA, 1766 nt
Organism: Cuscuta campestris
Lineage: Eukaryota; Viridiplantae; Streptophyta; Magnoliopsida; Solanales; Convolvulaceae
Source: the annotation of a GenBank genome assembly